GUUCCAGUCGUACUUUCUGCUAUCGACACAGACAGUGGGUACUACAAUCGCAGCUGCAUUUCUCGAGAGGUCUCUUCCCACCUAUGCAUCAAACCUUACCAGCCCUUGACAUAUGAGGAAUAUCGCGUGAGUGAAAAGCCAUCUGAGUCGAGAUUGAAGCCUUCUAGCCCUGUGCUAAAGCAAAAGGGGCCUCCUUCUAAAUGA
Dovyalis caffra is the source of this 204-nucleotide messenger RNA. The record is from the annotation of a GenBank genome assembly. NCBI's taxonomy places the organism in Eukaryota, Viridiplantae, Streptophyta, Magnoliopsida, Malpighiales, Salicaceae.